AAAAGGCACAGACACUUAUCAGAGAAGUCUUGUGUAGUCAAUUACAUAACUAUCCAUAGUGGUGGACCUUGGCACCAAAUAAACAGAAGAAAACUUAGCUGACUCCACAAAGAAGCACUUUGUCCAAACCACUGGAUUGCAAAUUUGUUCUCAUUGCGUGCAGAUCAAAAUACAUCAAAAGUGGUUUUUUCAAUGGAUUUGUUAGAGAUAAUCCAGUCUCAUCUGCUGCUGUCCUCCUUUGCUUCCCUGGCCACCGCCUUCUUAAUCUUGCGCUUCAUCCGAGACUCCUUCAAAGUAGACCAAUUUGGCUGGAGACAUGUGCUGAUCACAGGCUGCGACAGUGGCUUUGGGAACCUCCUGGCCCGGCAGCUGGACGCUAAGGGCAUUCCCGUCAUCGCUGGCUGCCUCACAGAGAAGGGAGCGUCAGAUUUGUCUGCCUCUACCUCCUCCAGACUCAAGACGGUGCUGCUGAAUGUUGCAGACAGCGCGAGCAUCAAAAAGGCAGUGGAGUUUGUGAGAGCAGAGGUCGGACAGAAAGGUCUGUGGGGUCUAGUCAAUAAUGCUGGCAUUUCCAUCCCAAUUGGUCCAGUAGAGUGGAUGAAGCUUGACGAUUUGACCAAGAUUCUGGAUGUGAAUCUUUUGGGUGUUAUUGACGUAACUCUUCAAUUUCUACCACUCCUGAAAAAGGCCAAGGGCAGAGUGGUCAAUGUUGCCAGCAUUUUUGGCCGACUGUCUCUCGUGGGAGGAGGAUACUGUCUCUCUAAGUAUGGUGUGGAGGCUUUUUCUGACAGCCUCAGGAGAGAUAUGCAAGACUUUGGCAUCAAAGUAAGCAUUAUUGAGCCAGGAUUUUUCAAAACUGCUGUGACCAAUGCCAAAACUAUUGAAGCUGAUCUAAAAAGACUGUGGACUCGCCUGCCACAAGAUGUGAAGGACACCUAUGGGACAACUUACAUGCAAGAAUAUGCAAAAUCCCAGGACUUCUCUUUGAGGAUCUUGUGCAGUGCAGAUCUCUCUAAAGUGACAAACUGUAUGGAGCACGCCCUGACUGCUUACUACCCCCGGACCCGAUAUGGAGCAGGCUGGGACGCCAAGUUCUUCUGGAUUCCUCUGUCCUACCUUCCAUCUUUUAUGUCAGAUUUUGUGGUUAAGAUUCUAAUUCCUAUGCCCAAAAGUACAUAAACAAGUGACAAUGGAAGAAAAUAAUGCAGGAAGGUGUAAGGUUUUUCUAAAGUGAUGAAAAAUGAAAUACAUAUGUACAUUUUGCAUGAUUAUGAUACAAUAAGUGGUACAAGUAGCAGUAUAAGUUGCCUAUACCUUUGAAAUAGAAUAAGUGUAAUAAUAACUGCGUUGGUAGUAGUAGUAGUAGUAGUAGUAGUAGUAGUAGUAGUCGUAGCGGAUACAUUCUUUUUACGUGUGUAAAGAUGCCAUUUUAUGCAAGAAUUAUUUUUGAAGCGACUUCCCCGUGUAAUGAUGUGUACAGAAGUUCAGACGACUUUACAAAAUAAGAAAUUUAUUUAUUCAGUCUCAGCAGCAGCAAUUUACAAAUUGAAUAAUUCUGGGAUGAUCAGAGAGUUGUUCUCAUUCAGAUACAAAACAAUCAUUGUGAAAAACAUCUAAAAAUGAACCUUUAACAAUGUUUUUUUUUUUUUAAACAAACAUAUAUGUAAAUUCGUUUUUAUGCAAAACAUAUUGAAGUAUUUUUGGCCAGAGUAAAUGUCAAUAUGAACAAUUACUGAUUUUUAAGCCCUGAUAUGAGGUAUAUAUAAACAUUUAAUGCAGAUCUAGUUUUCUUCAUGGCAACUUAUAUUCAUAAGUACUGUACAGAAUUCAGUAGAACUAUUCAUAUAAAUCUAUAUGAAACAGAACAAACUUACAUCU
This is a messenger RNA of Periophthalmus magnuspinnatus, 1878 nucleotides long. It is a transcript of the gene rdh1, whose product is annotated as retinol dehydrogenase 1. The transcript is spliced from 6 exons. The coding region runs from base 193 to 1179 and encodes 328 amino acids. Lineage: Eukaryota; Metazoa; Chordata; Actinopteri; Gobiiformes; Gobiidae. The record is from RefSeq and is a predicted model, not a curated record.